GUCCAUGGCAGCGCUCUUUCCAUCAUUUGCUUCUCCCGAACCGAUAUUCUGGACAGUCUGGCCCAAUCCCAUUGGCGCGACGCUGCUCCUGUCUUGCCCUACUGCUGUGUAACGGCAAUCCCAUCACCUCACGCCACACACAAGAGUAGGGCGACCUGCCAAAAAGCCCGCACUAAUGAAUGGGUGGAGAACCGAGCAAGCUAGACGCGUCCUCAAGGGCCAUCACGAUUCGAGCAGCCGAGAAGCACGACUUAGACGCCAUCACGGAUAUUGUCAGGGCCGGCUUCCCAGACGAUCCGGGUUGUGAUUACAAAUAUCCACACCGCGGCAAGUACUCUGCUGAUUUCUGGGAAUGGACGAGGAAGGAAUACGAGGAAUAUAUCGAACAACCCAACAAGUUCGCCGUACUAGUCGCAACCUGCCCUGUGGCUGCUGACGCGUCAGGCUCGGGCGCAGACCAGAGCCGGGCAGACUUGGACAGACCAAUUGCAUACGCAGUCUGGGACAUAUCUGUGAACACCCAGCGCGCCGGCGGAGAUCGUGGCAUCAGUGAGCGACGCGAUGCGAACCCGGGCCACAUGAGAGCCUAUUCCGAGACACUGUCUGCAGCUUUCACGAAAUAUUUCAGCAUAUAUGGCAACGAGCAGCUCAGCCUGGAAUGGCUCAUCACCCAUCCUAGCUUCCGGCGUCGUGGGGCCGGCACCAAAUUGUGCAAAUGGGGCGAGGAGGAAGCCGUCAGGCGAGGGGGUUGGGCCCUGACCGUCAUGGCGAGUCCAAUGGGGAAUCUGCUCUACGCACACCUGGGAUUUAGGCUUGUUGGGACCGUGACUGCUGGGAUGGAUGAUGAAGAAGAGACGGUGGACAUCGACGUGAUGUCAAGAGAGGACCUCUGUGUAACGGCCCGGCCCGCCUGACUGCCCGGAGAUGGACCGGAGGAGCCGGGGAGGGGGGCGGGGGCGUCCUUGCGAACUUCACACGUCGAGGCCCCAUCUCGAGAACCCACACAACCAAGUCCCAGUUACAAAUUUCACCAACAUGCAGUC
Molecule: messenger RNA, 1043 nt
Organism: Diaporthe batatas
Lineage: Eukaryota; Fungi; Ascomycota; Sordariomycetes; Diaporthales; Diaporthaceae
Exons: 2
Coding region: 180-914 (244 amino acids)
Molecular function (GO): acyltransferase activity, transferring groups other than amino-acyl groups
Source: RefSeq, a predicted model, not a curated record